Messenger RNA from Cloeon dipterum, 921 nucleotides. RefSeq lists its product as uncharacterized. The transcript has 3 exons. The record is from RefSeq and is a predicted model, not a curated record. Lineage: Eukaryota; Metazoa; Arthropoda; Insecta; Ephemeroptera; Baetidae. Bases 1 to 921 code for a protein of 306 amino acids.
AUGGCGAACCAGGAUCUGGCUACGAAGUGGACCAAGAGCACGCUGUUACGUGCGCCCUACUGCGAAGACCGCAUUCGGCGAAUCGCAAUGAGUUUCGGCCUCUCACCAUCGGCCGCGGCCAAAAUUCAUUACAUCACAGACUUGCCUUCACCCUUGCUCGUGAAGGUUGUGAAAUACAUGAUGACUACUGAGUGCACGAGUCUAAUUCGGGUGGAAAGUGACAUGCAAAUCUUGAUGUUCCCGGCUCUGAAGCUCUACAUGGCCCUUGGUCCCAAGGUCAUCGACUUGACUGCCUUUUUGUCUUUCUGUCCGAUUCGACUGAAAUAUCAAUAUCUAAAAUCGGCAGUGAUUAGGAUUUCGCAGUUCACUCCCGACAUCGAAGAGCUUUUGCUGUCGAGUAAAACUCCUCGAAACUACAGAAAAUUCGAUUCGGUCGUGGAUGCUGCGAUGUUGAAGGCGCUGUACCGGCUGAAAAAUCUGCGGGUCCUUCAGCUGGAUGAAUGGUGCUGCUUCGAACUCAAAGACGUCUUCCAGCUGUGCGAAAAUCUCCCAGGGUUGCAAAUCCUAAGCAUCAACUUCCCAGACAGCUUUCAUAAUUUCGACGAAUAUGAUGAUGAUCCCGACAAAUUUGAAGCAGAUUUAAAACGAUGCAUGUCGAAUUUGAAAGAAUUUAUCUACACAGCAAGAAUGAAUAAUUGCACUCUUAGAUGGUGGUGCAGGAAGAAUCUUCCGAAUCUGCAAGUUUUACAGGGGUAUUCUCAUCUCUUCCGCCCAAACGAAGACUACGACCCGUCAACUCCAAAUGAAGUAGUUCCUGGAUACACGAAUCGGCGACACUUAAUGAUUGAUCUUAAUUUGGAUAGUGUACGAAAUAUACACUUAAAACAUCCUCACGUCAAGCACAUUACGGUAAGAGAAUGA